This is a messenger RNA of Hypoxylon fragiforme, 4214 nucleotides long. RefSeq names its product pyruvate carboxylase. Gene Ontology annotation, molecular function: ATP binding; metal ion binding; pyruvate carboxylase activity. Gene Ontology annotation, cellular component: cytoplasm. The transcript is spliced from 7 exons. The record is from RefSeq and is a predicted model, not a curated record. The coding region runs from base 336 to 3680 and encodes 1114 amino acids. Gene Ontology annotation, biological process: pyruvate metabolic process; gluconeogenesis. NCBI's taxonomy places the organism in Eukaryota, Fungi, Ascomycota, Sordariomycetes, Xylariales, Hypoxylaceae.
UAUGCAUUUGAAGAAGCUGCUGGGUGAGUCACAAUAUGCACAAUAUGCCUCCUAAGACUAUGUUGUAACAGGUUACUAACGAUUCUUCAUUUCUUUAAUAGUUGCCAACAGAGGAGAAAUCCGUAAGUACUAUCUAUCUCAUCAUGCUCUACUAAAUGCAUUUGUCCAGAUCAUUUCAUUAACUUUUGACAGCAAUUCGAGUACGAUAUUACCCUUUAUGCAAACUAUGGAUUACUUGCGACUAAUGAUUAUUGUUGUGGUAUUAGAUUUUCAGAACGGCUCAUGAACUGUCGCUACACACCGUCGCAGUUUUUAGUUAUGAGGAUCGUCUUAGCAUGCAUCGGCAGAAGGCCGAUGAGGCCUACGUCAUUGGAAAACGAGGCCAAUAUACCCCUGUCGGAGCCUACCUCGCAGGCGACGAGAUCAUUAAAAUCGCCCUGGAACACGGCGUCCAGAUGAUUCACCCUGGUUAUGGUUUCUUAUCAGAAAAUGCCGAGUUUGCCAGAAACGUAGAGAAAGCUGGUCUCAUUUUUGUUGGUCCCUCUCCCCAAGUGAUCGACUCUCUUGGUGACAAAGUCUCGGCUCGAAGAUUGGCCAUUGCUGCGAAUGUUCCCGUGGUACCUGGAACUGAAGGGGCAGUUGCUGCCUUUGAAGAAGUAAAGAAGUUCACUGACGAAUAUGGAUUCCCCAUUAUUAUCAAAGCCGCCUAUGGUGGUGGUGGCCGAGGUAUGAGAGUGGUGCGCGACCAGGCAAGUCUCAAAGAAUCUUUUGAGCGAGCUACCUCCGAGGCCAAGACGGCCUUCGGAAAUGGUACGGUAUUUGUCGAGCGCUUCCUCGACAAGCCCAAGCACAUCGAAGUCCAACUCCUAGGUGAUAACCACGGUAAUAUCGUGCACCUAUACGAGCGUGACUGCUCGGUCCAGCGGAGACACCAGAAGGUGGUUGAAAUUGCACCCGCUAAGGAUCUUCCCGCCGCAACCCGAGAUGCCAUUUUGGCCGACGCAGUCAAGCUAGCCAAGUCCGUGAACUACCGAAAUGCUGGUACCGCAGAAUUCUUGGUCGAUCAGCAAAAUCGCUACUAUUUCAUCGAAAUCAACCCGCGUAUUCAAGUUGAGCAUACAAUUACCGAAGAAAUCACCGGUAUUGAUAUCGUUGCUGCUCAAAUUCAAAUUGCCGCGGGUGCUUCUCUACAGCAGCUCGGCUUGACUCAAGACCGAAUCUCUACGAGAGGUUUCGCGAUCCAAUGCCGAAUUACUACUGAGGAUCCCGCUAAACAGUUCCAACCUGAUACUGGUAAGAUUGAGGUCUAUAGAUCAGCUGGUGGCAAUGGCGUGCGUCUCGACGGUGGCAACGGUUUCGCUGGCGCGGUUAUCACGCCACACUACGACUCCAUGUUGGUCAAGUGCACAUGCCAUGGCUCAACCUACGAGAUAGCGCGCCGGAAGAUUCUUCGAUCCUUGAUCGAAUUCCGCAUCCGUGGAGUGAAGACCAAUAUUCCCUUCCUGGCUUCGCUGCUUACCCACCCAACCUUCAUUGAUGGCAACUGCUGGACUACGUUCAUCGAUGAUACUCCCCAGCUGUUCGAUCUUAUCGGCAGCCAGAACCGUGCCCAGAAAUUGCUAGCUUACCUAGGCGACAUUGCCGUCAACGGAAGCAGUAUCAAGGGCCAAAUUGGCGAGCCCAAGUUCAGGGGCGACAUCAUUCUCCCGGAACUUCUCAACGAUGAUGGUUCCAAGCUUAAUGUUUCGCAGCCUUGCCAGAAGGGAUGGAGACGAAUCAUUCUGGAGCAAGGCCCCAAGGCAUUUGCCAAGGCUAUUCGUCAAUACAAGGGCUGUCUACUCAUGGACACGACUUGGCGUGACGCUCACCAAUCUCUGCUAGCCACUCGUGUACGGACGAUCGACCUUUUAGGGAUUGCAAAGGAGACGAGUCAUGCCUUGCACAACUCGUACAGUUUGGAAUGCUGGGGAGGUGCGACGUUUGAUGUCGCUAUGCGUUUCCUCUACGAGGAUCCGUGGGACCGUCUUCGCAAGAUGCGAAAGGCCAUUCCCAACAUUCCUUUCCAGAUGCUGCUGCGAGGAGCGAAUGGUGUAGCUUAUGCUUCACUCCCCGACAACGCCAUUGACCACUUUGUCGAGCAGGCGAAGAGGAAUGGUGUUGACAUUUUCCGAGUUUUCGAUGCUCUAAAUGACAUUGAUCAGCUCGAGGUCGGCAUCAAAGCUGUGCAAAAGGCUGGUGGUGUGGCAGAAGGAACCGUGUGCUAUUCCGGUGACAUGUUGAACCCCAAGAAGAAGUACAACCUCGAGUAUUACCUCAACUUGGUUGACAAGCUAGUGGCACUGGAUAUUGAUGUCCUUGGUAUCAAGGAUAUGGCCGGUGUGCUGAAGCCUCGUGCUGCUACUCUUCUCAUCGGAGCCAUCCGAAAGAAGUAUCCUGAUCUUCCUAUCCACGUUCAUACCCACGACUCUGCUGGUACUGGUGUUGCUUCCAUGGUUGCCUGUGCCCAAGCUGGUGCCGACGCCGUCGACGCCGCCACGGACAGCUUGUCCGGAAUGACAUCGCAACCCAGUAUCAAUGCCAUCAUUGCAUCACUUGAAGGCACUGAUCUAGACCCCGGCUUGAAUCCUGCCCACGUCCGUGCUCUCGACUCCUACUGGUCGCAACUCCGUCUCUUGUAUUCUCCCUUUGAAUCCCACCUCAUCGGACCUGACCCCGAAGUUUACGAGCACGAAAUCCCCGGUGGUCAACUCACCAACAUGAUGUUCCAGGCUUCUCAGCUAGGUCUCGGCUCGCAAUGGGCUGAAACCAAGAAGGCAUAUGAACAUGCAAAUGAUCUCCUAGGAGACAUCGUCAAGGUUACGCCAACUUCCAAGGUCGUUGGUGACCUGGCACAAUUCAUGGUCUCCAACAAGCUUUCAUCCCAAGAUGUAGUUGACCGCGCCGGUGAGCUUGACUUCCCUGGCUCAGUCCUCGAAUUCCUUGAAGGCAUGAUGGGUCAACCGUACGGUGGAUUCCCCGAACCCCUGCGUUCCAGGGCCCUCCGUGGCCGCAGAAAGUUCGACAAGCGACCUGGUCUUUACCUAGACCCUGUUGACUUCAAGAAGACGCGCACUGAACUGGCGCAAAAAUGGGGACAGGUUACCGAGCCUGACCUCGCCUCGUACCUCAUGUAUCCCAAGGUAUUUGACGACUACAAGAAAUUCGUCCAGAAGUUUGGCGACCUGUCCGUCCUACCGACAAAGUACUUCCUUUCUGCGCCCCGAAUUGGCGAAGAAUUCCACGUUGAGCUUGAGAAGGGCAAGGUUUUGAUCCUGAAGUUACUUGCCGUCGGACCUCUGUCUGAGAACACUGGUCAGCGAGAAGUGUUCUACGAGAUGAACGGUGAGGUCCGCCAAGUCACUGUAGAGGACAAGAAGGCCAGCGUCGAGAAUGUCAGCCGCCCCAAGGCCGACCCUGGUGACUCGAGCCAGGUUGGUGCUCCCAUGGCUGGUGUCUUGGUCGAAUUGAGAGUCCAUGAGGGUUCUGAAGUCAAGAAGGGAGACCCGCUAGCUGUGCUCAGCGCCAUGAAAAUGGAAAUGGUUAUCUCAGCUCCGCACAACGGCAAGGUCGCUGGUCUUCAAGUCAGGGAAGGCGAUUCAGUCGACGGGUCAGACUUGGUUUGCAAGAUUACUAAGGGCUAAACACACUGCUACUGUUCAGAACAUAGCCUAUCGUUUCGGGGGUUUUCAACAAUGGAGCAACGGUAUCGGUUACUCGAAGGGUUUUGUUGGGUGUGUGUUUUAGUUACCUAGGGAUGGAAUUAGAAUGUUUGGUUCGGAGUGGACUGUUCCCGCCGUGCGUGCUCUUCAGUUUUAUCCCAUGAAGCAAAAGAAAAAUACCUAGGUUUAAAACUUAUUUUUUUAACGAGUCAAGUUCAAAUUUGAAUAUUCCCUCUUUUAUCUUAGAUGCAUGCUUGCAUGAUAGUUACCUAUUCCCGUGCCCGGCCUUCUGUCUUACUCUACUGCUACUGCUACUGCUACUGCUACUACUGCUACAACUCCCCCCCAAAAUCCACAUCCUCCAACUCCACAACCGGCAACAAGGCCAUGUGCAGCUUGCUGCUCCCGUACGGCACAAACCGCGCCACGAACGGCUCCCCCACCGCCUUCACGUCGAACGUCCCCGGGUCCGCCGCCGAGUCCAAGGCCACGGGCCACUCGAUCUCCACGGCGGCG